GCCAUCCUCCUUCGCUAUGCCAUGAAGCUCAUCCAGAACCACGACCCCUCAACGCCACUGUUCCUCACCUUCUCCUCACAGUUUGUCCACCCGCCUUUGGAAUCAACGAAGUCAGCCUUGGACUUGGAGGACAAAAUCCAAAAAAUCUUUGCUUCGCUUGGCGUUCGAAAGAGGAUUCCAUGGACCACUACCAGGAAGAGGGUGGCUGCAAACCUGCUGUACAGUGACCUUGUCAUGGGAAAGCUCGUUGACGCAUUGAAGGAGAAAGGCAUGUAUGAGGAUACGCUGGUCGUGUACAUUUCGGACAACGGCGGAGGAACACACUUGAGGGCUGGCGCGAACAAUUAUCCAUUGAAAGGAGGUAGGUUUAAUGAAUGGGAGGGGGGAAUUCGCACCAAUGCUUUCAUAUCUGGUGGCUUUGUUCCACUCCACCACCGUGGCAGCAGCUUCCACGGAGUCAUCCACAUUGCCGAUUGGUACCCGACUCUUUGCAGCUUGGCGGGUGUGAGCCACUUCGACGAGGCGGCUUCGGAGGCCAACGAACGCCUUCGCCAACUGGGUUUGCCUCUCUUGGGCCCAGUGGAUGGCCGACCCCAGAUGGAGCACAUUCUUGCUGGCAGCAACGGUCGUGCGGAUGCCCUUCACCUGAGCAAGAGAUCUUUGCUCAAGUGGCCCUACAAGCUGGUGACCGGGAAGCAGGAAUACAGUUUUUGGCAAGGGCCUGUCUUUCCGAACUGCAGCAGCGACCGCCCAGCGUUUGCCUACGUGGAUGUUCUUGGGCACAAAGUCCGAAUCGACAAGAACGACUCCUCUUACAUGGUGAACGCCAUGGUCGAGGAUUGCGGCGAUGGCUGCCUUUUCAAC
Messenger RNA from Symbiodinium necroappetens, 864 nucleotides. The record is from the annotation of a GenBank genome assembly. Lineage: Eukaryota; Dinophyceae; Suessiales; Symbiodiniaceae.